Prorocentrum cordatum is the source of this 1702-nucleotide messenger RNA. Lineage: Eukaryota; Dinophyceae; Prorocentrales; Prorocentraceae. The record is from the annotation of a GenBank genome assembly.
AUGUGCCCCAGCCCCCGCCCGCUGCGGGGCCCCCUCGCCCCCCAAAGCGCGGGCGGCACCCGCGCCAGCUCCGCGGAGGGUUCGAAGCCCUGCCCGCUGCUGCUGCCUGCCCCCCUGGCCUUCCAGAAGCGGAAGCGGCCCACGGCGGAGGCGCCCCCCAGCGCCGAGGCCGCGCAGGGCCUGCCGCCGCCGCAGGCCGGCGGGGCAGCGCCGCCCGAGGCUAGCGCCGAGGAGGUCAUCGCCGCUGAUCAGCUCAGGGCGCCCCUUGACCAGGGCACGCCGGGGAAGCUUGACACCAGCAAGGCUCGCAGUCCGGGCAUCGGCGAGGGCAGGAUUGGCAAGCUGCUCGAGGAGAAGGAGGAGAACGAGGAGCCAGGCGCCCGCACGGGCGGGUUCGGGCGCUGCGUGCGGUCGAGAGCUUUGGGAUACGGCGGCAGCCCAGGAUGGUUCAUCGCCACUCUCCGGAUUAAUUUCGUGAUCGGCGACGGCGUGUUGCUCGUCCGGGUCACCUCUUUGCACGACCUGCUCCUGGCCGCUGCUGCUGGGAUGCUGGCAGUGGGGCCCGGCAAGGAUGCGCUCGGCCCGCUGCGGACGCCGCCGCCCCCGCGAAUGGCCGACCUGGGCCCUGCUCACGAUGGCGUCACUGACCCCAUCUCGCAUUGUGACGAGGCCGUCGCGAAGCCUCCAGCUGAGGUCGCAUCCCCGGUCGUGGACAAGAUGGACUGCUACCGCCGUGAGGUCGAGUCCAUCGCGCACGAGCACUGUGCGCACGUCUUCGAGCGGGAUCCCGCAGCGCGUCCACGACGCGAGGAAUGCUGUGGCUGCUUCGUGUGCUGGCUUUGCCUCGCCAUCGACCCCGGGGCUGCCUUCGCCACGCCCGUGUUCGCCUGCGCCGACUGUCACCGCCUCGCGUGGUGCCGCAUCCUGCGGAGCAGCAGCCGCCGGAGCGCCCCCGCCGCCGCCGAGGCGCCCCCCGCGAUGGCCACGCUCUGGCCGCGCCGGGAGGCCGCUUUCGCCGCGCUCGCCCGCGGCGGUGCGGUGGCGGGCUGGGACCAGGUGUCCGUGCAGCACACGUUCCUCGCGGUGCACCGGUCGGUCACCAGCGGGGCACCCCCGCCGCCGCCAUCGCGGGCGGCUUCGGCGCCGCCUCCGCCGAGCAGGGUGAACCGCGAGGAGAGGUCGCUGCUGGUGCUCACCUUCAGGCCGACCCCGGCGACGCUGCCCGACCGCGCCAGGGCGAGCGCGCCUUCGGCCGGCCCGCCCCCGCGGCCCGCCGCGGCCGCGGCGGGGCCGAGGCUGCUGGCGGAGUGCCUGGAGGAGGGCGCGCCCGGGCCCGGCGGCGGCGGGGAGCUGACUCCCUCCACCCUCGCGCCCGACGGCGGCUCGGAGGCCGCGCCCUUCGAGGGCCCGGGCUCCGUGCGCAGCGCGGCCUCCAGCAGCGCGCCCCUGCAGUGGCCGCGGACGCCCGGGACCCUGACGAGCGGGGGCGCGGGCCCGGCGGGCCCUGCGCCGCUCCUGGACUUGCCGUCCGAGGGGUCCGCGGGCCAUGCCCAGGACGGGCAACUGCAAGCCCUGCCUGUUCGCCCACCACGCAACCAAGGCCUGCGAGAACGGCGCGGCGUGCUCCUUCUGCCACUUCGCGCACCCGCCGAAGCGGAGAACCAAGGGCUCGCACAGGCCAGAGGCGUGUGCCGCCGCCAAG